Molecule: messenger RNA, 1657 nt
Organism: Eleginops maclovinus (Patagonian blennie)
Lineage: Eukaryota; Metazoa; Chordata; Actinopteri; Perciformes; Eleginopidae
Gene: ccr7
Product: chemokine (C-C motif) receptor 7
Exons: 3
Coding region: 61-1299 (412 amino acids)
Biological process (GO): calcium-mediated signaling; cell chemotaxis; G protein-coupled receptor signaling pathway
Cellular component (GO): external side of plasma membrane; membrane
Molecular function (GO): C-C motif chemokine 19 receptor activity; chemokine (C-C motif) ligand 19 binding; chemokine (C-C motif) ligand 21 binding
Source: RefSeq, a predicted model, not a curated record
AACUGUCUUUCAUUUCAACAAAGGGAAAGCACCAUCAAACAGAGAGACAUUCAGCUCUUCAUGUUCAGCGGCUCUUCCUGCAGCGCUCUGCUCUCAGUCAACAUGCGGUAUCUUCCAAACCUACUGCUAGCUGUGCUGAUAUGGUUGAUGCAGAUUAAGUGGGGCCUGUCUCAACAUGAAGAGGACACAACCAACUAUCCGGACAACAACAACAACCUGAGCUUUCAACAGCUUACAAUCGUCACAAAUUCCUCGGAAAACUACUUCACUAUGUUCGAGACCGACUUUGAGAACUUCAGUGUGGAUUAUAGUACAAUUCCUGAGCUCUGUGUGAAAGAAUCCAACCGCCAGUUCCACCGCUGGUUCAUGCCCACCUUCUAUUCCAUGAUCUGCUUCCUGGGGCUGACAGGGAACCUCCUGGUCAUCCUCACCUUCUUCUUUUUCAAGCGUCUCAAGACCAUGACCGAUGUGUUCCUGCUUAACCUGUCCUUUGCGGACCUUCUCUUAACUCUGUCACUCCCUUUUUGGGCAGCCAACUCCAUGGCAGAAUGGGCUCUGGGCAUGCUGCUGUGCAAGGCUAUGCACACCAUUUACAAGGUCAGCUUCUAUAGCAGCAUGUUCAUUCUCUCUUUCAUUAGCGUGGAGCGCUACUUCGUCAUCGCCAAGGCCGUCUCCGCUCACCGCUACCGCUCCCAGGCUGUGUUACUCAGCAAGCUGUCAUCAGCUGCCAUCUGGGUGAUGGCACUGAUCUUCUCAAUACCAGAAAUGAGGUACACCACCAUCGUUAACAAAAGCUGCACCCUUUACUCCAGCAGGUCUGACAAGCUACGCGUUAGCAUCCAGUCGACCCAGAUAGUUUUGGCCUUUGCUCUCCCGCUCGUGAUAAUGUGCAUCUGUUACAGCAGCAUUAUCCAGACCCUUUCGAAGUCUCGGAGCUUUGAACGCAAUAGGGCCAUCAAGGUAAUUCUCGCCGUGGUGGCCGUCUUCCUGGUCUGCCAAGUUCCUUAUAACGUGGUUUUAUUUUUGAGCACAGUGGUCGCAGCACAAGGAGGGCCCUUGGGCUGCGACUUUGAUAACAAUCUCCUCUUUGCAACCGAUGUGACCCAAUGCGUGGCCUUCCUGAGGUGCUGCCUGAACCCCUUCGUCUACGCCUUUGUUGGUGUGAAGUUUCGUAAUGACGUCCUGAAGCUAAUGAAGGAGUUGGGUUGCAUGAGCCAGGCGAGGUUCUUCAGGUAUACAAACGGCAGGAGGAGCUCAGGAGCCAUGGACACUGAGACCACCACUACGUUCUCUCCUUGAAGCUCUUUCAGUAUGGACAUCUGCCUCUUCACACCUGCUCAGGCUCGCAGUGGACAGCUGAACAUUUUAAUAAAAAUAAAAAAUAAAAAAACAUCCAGUAGUGGACAUGUCAAUAGCAUAGAAUAGCAUUAUCAGAGAAUUACAGGUUUGUUGAUGUUUUUUAUUUUGUGUAUUUGUUGUGUUUAUUUUGUAAAGGCUUUGGUUGUUUGUUAAAUGGGCUGCAGUGCACAGUAUUUCAUGAAAUCCUUUGUGUGAAUGUAAAAACAUGUUUUUGUUAUCUUUUUACUUAUCUCUGUUCUGUAUUGUGUUGUUGAUCUUAAUAUGUGUAAUGAAACACAAUAAAGUUUUCAGGAAUCAC